Messenger RNA from Mytilus trossulus (common blue mussel), 626 nucleotides. RefSeq lists its product as uncharacterized. Bases 115 to 621 code for a protein of 168 amino acids. NCBI's taxonomy places the organism in Eukaryota, Metazoa, Mollusca, Bivalvia, Mytilida, Mytilidae. The transcript is spliced from 4 exons. The record is from RefSeq and is a predicted model, not a curated record.
UGACAAUCGCAUACCAGUAUAUAUAAUUAUAGACAGUUAGUACUGUAACAGAUCAUUCCACAAGCAAAUAACCAGGUAUAUGGUGAAUAUUGCAUAUUUAACAGACAAAAGACAAUGAAUCAUCAUCUUUGUGUUUUUCUAUUUGUCGGAUUGCUAUAUGGGAAGGUAUGUGCCAAGAAACCUUGUCAUUUUUACGAUGUAGUUGAGUAUUCCUCCUCACGUGACACAUGGGAAAAAGCCCGAGAAUACUGUCAAUCAAAUGGCGGUGACUUGAUCAUGAUAGACAACCCAAGAGAGGAUCAUCGUAUCCAAAAAUUUCUGGAGGAUGUGAAAAACAAGAAAACUGGAGAUGGGUGGUACAUAGGAGCAACAUAUGUUGACGGAGAAUGGAGAAUGGUAGACGGAUCUCCGAUGUGGUACACAAACUUUCCUACAUAUCAUGUUCAAACUGAAUCCAUAGAAAUGCAGAGCCUCGACACGCCAAAUGUACAACGAAUAACCAACUACGCUGCUAUAUUUUAUGACGUCAGUACGCAUGGGUAUGAAACCUAUAACUGGGGUUAUAUGUCACCACGAGACAGAAGCAAGCUGGGAUCAAUUUGCGAAUUAACACUAUGCUGACCAGU